Messenger RNA from Aegilops tauschii subsp. strangulata, 1236 nucleotides. Its product is annotated as dehydration-responsive element-binding protein 1B. Gene Ontology annotation, biological process: regulation of DNA-templated transcription. The record is from RefSeq and is a predicted model, not a curated record. Gene Ontology annotation, molecular function: DNA-binding transcription factor activity; DNA binding. NCBI's taxonomy places the organism in Eukaryota, Viridiplantae, Streptophyta, Magnoliopsida, Poales, Poaceae.
AGCAACCAAGAGAUGCGCGUCGCGGAACGCCAUGAAGCUCCCUUGUGCUCCGCCACAAGUGUCAACGUGAGUGCGACAUGCACAUACUCCUUCUCUGCCACUUGCCAUUUCCAGGAAACCACCGCUUGCCUUUGCCUAUAUAUGCUCCCCGUCUCCAUUCCCCUUCUUCUUAAACAGGCUCCAUCCACCGAUCGAUCAAAACCUCUCAACACAGCCGCUGAUUCUUCCAGUACUCCUGCUCCACACCUCCCACGAGCGUCUCCGCCAGCUCUCGACUCAGAUGGACGUCGCCGACAUCGCCUCCCCGUCUGGCCAGCAGGGGCAUCGGGGACACCGGACGGUGUCGUCGGAGCCGCCGAAGCGCCCCGCGGGGCGGACCAAGUUCCACGAGACGCGCCACCCUCUGUACCGCGGCGUGCGGCGCCGUGGCCGCGUCGGGCAGUGGGUGUGCGAGGUGCGCGUGCCUGGGAUCAAGGGCUCCAGGCUCUGGCUCGGCACCUUCAACACGGCCGAGAUGGCGGCGCGCGCGCACGACGCCGCUGUGCUCGCGCUCAUCGGCCGCGCCGCCUGCCUCAACUUCGCCGACUCCGCAUGGCGCAUGCUGCCCGUGCUCGCGGCCGGGUCGUUCGGUUUCGGCAGCGCGAGCGAGAUCAAGGCCGCCGUCGCCGUGGCCGUCGUCGCGUUCCAGCGGAAGCAGAUUAUUCCGGUCGCCGUCGCCGUCGUGGCGCUCCAGCAGCAGCAGGUUCCGGUCGCCGUCGCCGUCGUGGCGCUCCAGCAGAAGCAGGUUCCGGUCGCCGUGGCCGUCGUGGCGCUCCAGCAGCUGCAGGUUCCGGUCGCCGUGGCCGUCGUGGCGCUCCAGCAGCAGCAGAUUAUUCUUCCAGUCGCGUGCCUGGCGCCGGAGUUUUACAUGUCUUCCGGCGACCUGUUGGAGCUUGACGAGGAGCAGUGGUUUGGCGGCAUGGACGCCGGGUCGUACUACGCGAGCUUGGCGCAGGGGAUGCUCGUGGCGCCGCCGGACGAAAGAGCGAGGCCGGAGCACGGCGAGCAGAGCGGCGUCCAGACGCCGCUAUGGAGCUGCUUGCUCGACUAAUUUAGAACUACUUUCAAGUUGUAGAUUUAGGAAGAAACAUACUAGGCAGUUUGUUCCUUCAUUUGUAGUAGUAUUUGUGGAGUUCCCGGUUUCUACUUUUGGGGAGAAGGGCUAGAUUGCUUAAUACACCAAUUAUUGGUUCUGAA